This is a messenger RNA of Dermochelys coriacea (leatherback sea turtle), 5998 nucleotides long. RefSeq names its product solute carrier family 25 member 44 (gene SLC25A44). The transcript has 5 exons. Gene Ontology annotation, molecular function: branched-chain amino acid transmembrane transporter activity. NCBI's taxonomy places the organism in Eukaryota, Metazoa, Chordata, Testudines, Dermochelyidae. Gene Ontology annotation, cellular component: mitochondrion. The record is from RefSeq and is a predicted model, not a curated record. The coding region runs from base 406 to 1347 and encodes 313 amino acids. Gene Ontology annotation, biological process: branched-chain amino acid catabolic process.
GUCUCUCAUUUAUACGCAUUUCGGGAGCGCUUGUCACUGAGGGCUGCUGCCUGGGCAUUGUACCUUUCCACCUCUUCAGCACUGAUUUGAAGGGGGUUGUUUUCAGUUUACAGGAAUUGCAUGAGAAUCAAAUACUGCUGAUAGUCGGAAACUGAAUAAGGGAACCAGCAGGAAGCUCCACUUGCUGCCUUCCAUGGCUUUACUUGAGAUAGUAAACAGACCUUCUAGUGAGAAAUGCGGGGGACCUAUUGGCCGCUCUUCUCAUCUCUUAUACCGAUCACAGCCUAGGACCUGAAGGGUGGGAUCCUGAAGGCCAGCAGCACCAGUGAACUCAGAAUGACAGGGGAGAAGCUGCCCUGGUUGCCAAAAAAUUUUCCUGCUCCGCAUGCUCAAUAAGAGGGAAUUAUGGAGGACAAACGCAACAUCCCAAUCAUCGAGUGGGAGCAUCUGGACAAGAAGAAGUUCUAUGUGUUUGGUGUCUGCAUGACCAUGAUGAUUCGGGUGAGCGUUUACCCCUUCACGCUCAUCCGAACACGGCUACAGGUCCAGAAGGGAAAGAGCCUCUACAAUGGGACCUUUGAUGCCUUUGUGAAGAUACUGCGGGCGGAAGGGGCAGCUGGGCUGUACCGGGGCUUCUUGGUCAACACCUUCACCCUAAUUUCAGGCCAGUGCUACGUGACCACCUACGAGCUCACCCGCAAGUACGUAUCCAAGUACAACAACAGCAAUGUGGUCAAGUCGCUGGUGGCCGGCGGCUCAGCCUCUCUGGUGGCACAGAGCAUCACGGUGCCCAUAGAUGUCGUUUCCCAGCACCUCAUGAUGCAGCGUGAGGGUGAGAGCAUGGGCAGGUUCAAAGUCCGGUACCAAGACUGCAAACGUAAUGUGGUCUUCGGCCAGACCAAGGACAUCCUUGUACAGAUCUUCAACGCCGACGGACUGAGAGGUUUCUACAGGGGCUACGUGGCCUCUCUGCUCACCUAUAUUCCCAACAGUGCUGUAUGGUGGCCUUUCUACCACUUCUAUGCAGAACAGCUCUCUCGCCUGACACCUAAAGACUGUCCACACCUCCUCCUCCAAGCUAUAUCAGGGCCACUAGCAGCUGCAACGGCUUCCACUCUGACCAACCCCAUGGACGUCAUCAGGGCUCGCGUGCAGGUGGAAGGCAAGAGCUCCAUCAUUCUCACUUUCAAGCAACUAAUGGCAGAGGAAGGCCCAUGGGGCCUCACUAAGGGCCUCUCCGCCCGCAUCAUAUCCGCCACCCCUUCCACCAUCGUCAUAGUGGUGGGGUAUGAAACGUUGAAGAAGUUGAGCCUCCGCCCAGAGCUUGUGGACUCUAGACAUUGGUAGCAAACAGUGAGCGAGAGAGCGUCUUAUAAACCCUAUGGAUUCAGACAGUGGUUAAAAGCUUAGUGAAAGGGAGACAGCUGGAGGUCUCCUGGAUCUCCCUCAAUUACAGGAUUGUGUGGUUUCACAGCAGAGGACAGAAUCAAGAGCAGCUGCAGUCACCUCCUCAGGUCUGUUGCAACACAACAUUCUACUGCUAUCUGUUUGGAAAAACAAACGUAUGGGAAAGCUUUUGACUGACAAUUCAUUUAAGGACAACCAGGUGUGUGAGUGAAACCCAACAAUUUCCUGAUCUCUCUUAAAUGAAAGACUAUUGGUUUAAACAAAAAGCAAAAGUAGUUUAUUCUUGAAAUGAAUUGUAAUCUUUUAAUGUUGCCAAAUUUCCAUAUGGGGGGAAAUGUACAAACUCUAGCAGGGCCUCCUGGUGGAAAGUCUGCUAAUUGCAGGGGUAUCAUGGGAGGUAGAAAAAUAUAUAAUAUAUAUGUAUAUAGUAAAACUUCUCAAACAUCCUUUUUUUAUUUUUAAAAAAUGAGGGAAGAGAGUAACAAAUACCUGGAUCAGUUUUUAAGACCUUGCUUACCACUUUCUGAAUAGAUCUGUACAUAAUUUUUAUAUAUUCUUGGAAACUAUUUCACUUCCUUGCACAUCUUCCAAGUGUCAGGGCUGGUGUUCUGAUGCUCAGGAGAGUUAAGUAACAUUUGAGCUGUUCGUUUCUUUAGGCUAAUGGCAAUUAUGGCUCCUAAUCCAGGUUUUAAUCAUCAUUUUUUUUAAUUGUGGUUUUUUUUUUAUUUCAGGGUUGGGCAGGGAGGGGAGGACAUUUAUUGAGGGACUGAUUGGUUAACUCUAUGCCCUUGGCAAAUGUGAGUGUAAAUAUUCUACAUCCAGUGGAAAUGUCUGCUGCUCCCCACCCUUAAUUUCUAUAGGCACAAACAAAUCCAGAGAGUGAUGGAAAUGCUCAACUGCCCUGUCUUUAGGUGCAAAUUGAACUGGAUGUGACUAAGGAGUAGAAGCUGAACUUGCUUUAAUUGACAUAGGAUGCAAGAAGAAAAAUUGCUUCUGCCUUUCCAUCCAUAUCUGAUAGGUGUGCAUGUAUCAAAUACUGAGUAACUGUUCAUUACUACAAAAUAGAUCAAAAUUCUGUGUCUGGGGGAGAGGAAGGGGGUUUUCACCAAUUUUUGCUGUAGAGAAAAGCUUAUUCUAAACUGUGGUUUGUCUCUUACCAAACAAAGGCUCCGAAUCAAAUUGUGCAGCAUGAGCCUGUACUCAGUGGGUCCGAUUCUGUUCUUAGUCACAUUACCCCAGACUUGCAUGCUGUGAUCGAGAGCAGAAUCUGGCUCCCAGGUCUUGUUUUUCCUAGCUAGUUAUAGAGGUUGUGGGGGCUCAGUAAGAUCGAGUAGAUAACUCACUACUUCCAAAUAACUGAUUCGUAUAGCUCAGACUGAUACUUGGCUGCCUGUUUUCAUCCAUCUGCCUACCUUAAUGAUGAGUUCUUGGUGCCGACCCUGUUGUACUGCAGCUGUCCACCUGUCUUCUAGCCCUCAGUAGAGCAUGGGCUUCCCCUGAGCCCCAGAUGUGUACAGACUUAAGGAGCUCCUGCUUUACUCUGCAGAUAGAGUGAGCAGAGUCAGCCCUGGGGCACAGAAUAGAGGCUCAAAGUUCAGACUUCCUGUGUGACACUGGGCACUGUGCUCCAGUUCCCCUUCUAUAACAUGGAGAAAAUAGUACUCUUCACAUGGGGUGUUACGAGGAUAACCAUGAGGUGCUAACACACCAUGAUGAUGGUACCAUAUCAGGAACUAGAUAGAGGCAAGAAGGCCAGCUGGUACAUCCAGCAUCUUACCCUGACUUUGCUCUCCUUUGAGCUAUGUCCGUGAAUGCUCAGUGUAUAGAACUCCCUUCUUCAAUACACUAUAGUCCAUAAUACGAUACAAAACCUUAUUCCCUUAAAAAGAAAGAUGGGGCAAGAGGAGAAUAUAAACGUUAAGACUCGAAUCACAUGAACUUGCAGGGAGGAAAAUGUGGGUCCUAAACCAGUAAAUACGGGAGAAAGUUUUGUUCAAAUUACCUGGGAUAAUGAGUUUCCCUGUCCCUGGGCAUGCUGUAGGAGGAAGACACUGCUUUGUAUGUGUGAUGUAUAAUGUACAUAUGAAACAUCAGUGAUAUGCAGGUAAGGUGUCAAAUAUAGCAAAGGGUUAUAGUCCUACUGUGGACUUCAACGCUGUAACUAAACUGAAAUUGUAUCCCAUGAUAAAUUAGUCCUCUUUCAUUUGAAAACAGAAGGUUUUCUUAACUCAGGCAGGUAACUUAUGAUUUCUAGUGGGUAACUAUUUCAAAUACUCUGGAGUCAUGUUGCUUUUUUUUAAAACUACCAUUGUUUUAUUAACUGAAUUGAGUGACCUGGAAUACAUCCCCUCAUGCAGAGCAGACACUGUGCUAUAGCUGCCAGACAUUGAUCCUGAAUGGUUUGAAAAUCACUGACCAAAUGGCCUCCUCUCUGAAGUCUAUACAGGUGGCUGUCACUGAAGUCUGUGGAUCUGAGGGCAGAAUUUGGCCAUAAAGGACUAAAUGUAUCACAGUACAGUUUUUAAAAAAUAAAACUGAGUCUUCAAACUGUGCACAGAGGCUGGUAAUGCCAGUAAGUGCUUCUGCAAUUGAAAAGAGCUGGGUUUGUCAAAUGACCCAUUUCGCACUUGAGGCAGUAUGACAAACCAACUCAAAGCAGCAUAGGCAACAAACAGCUCUCUGAUUUUUUUUGUUGUUGAAAGAUUUGUGUUUUGAAAUCUGCUCAUUCCAUAAUAGCGCCUUCUGCGGUGAAGGUUAUAAGCCUGUCUUUUGAGACUUGACGGUUCAAUUUGGAAUGUUCACUUGCAUAGUAUCCAUGUCUUGAUCUGUAGAAGGAAAUGGGACACUGGUUGUAUGAGGCUUCUUUUUUUAAAAACAACAUCAGUAUCUGACAAUUACUAACAAGUGAGAGGGUAGGGUUUUUUUGGGGGGUGUGUGCACGCUCUUAAUGAGCUUAUCUUAUGAGCUUAAGGAGCAUUGUCAAAUUUAAGAAACCUUAGAGAUGCCUUCAAUUUGAAACCUCGUCAAUUUUAAAAGAAUUGAAAGUAGGCUAUGGCUACACUACAAGGCUUUUAGUGACAUGGCUGUGCCCGAGAGCCAUGCCGCUGAAAGGCAUGCCAUGUAGCUGCUGUUUGUUGGCAAGGGAGAGCUCUCCUGCUGACAAAGUGGUGUUCGCACCGGCACUUUUCAUCGGUAAAACUUCUGUCGUUCGGCAGGGUGGUUUUUUUUUUAAACACACCUGAACGACAGAAGUUUUGCAGAUGAAGUGCCAGUGUAGACAAACCCUCUGGUUCUAUAUUUGCCUGUGGGGUCCCCGUCCCAAUUUGUGUGAUUUCACAACACUUUAUUUUUAAAAAACGUUGCUUUCACAGAGCAACAGGAGCAAUUAGCACUAACCGAGAAAGUGAUGGUCUUUGAACAGUGAAAGAGCAUAUGCAAAGUGUCAAAUUUAAAUAUCAUGCAAGGUUAAACAUUCUGGGAAACCACAGACUGAGGCAUAUGUAAUACUUGAAACUGCAAUCCCUUGUGAAACUGACUAGAUAGCAAGUUAAGUGUCCCUUCAUACUGAUGUGCAGCUCAGCUAGUCUGGAUUUAACUUUUACAAGCGGUGCAGUUUUGUCCUGCAGAAAAAUGCAGGCAAUCUGUUUUCCUUCUAUUUUUCUGCAGUAACCUGGCAUCUCCAGCCAUCUGUUUCAUGCCCAAUUUGGAUUAUUCCUCUUCCUCACAUAGUUCAGAUUUAAUUGCUCACUUUCAUUAAACCAUCAAGCCUAGGUAUAUCCAAUCAGUUCUUAAGAUCUGAAUCAAGCAGAGGUUUCCACUGGGGAUGUCGCAACAGAAUGAUAGUAUAUUGUACUAGUCAGCCUGUAGUGGCUAAAAUGCAUAUCUUUUCUGGCAGAUAAAGCAUUUCGAAUCCUUUGUGGUUAUAUUCAUUUGGAUUGUUUUUUCUGCUCAAGGCAUUUAUCAGCUAUGGAGUGACUAUGUUAAUCUUUGCUGUGACAACUUAUGGUAGUACAGUAUUUCCAUUGAAUUUUGCUCAUCUGUUACCAUAUUGUCAAUUUAUUCUUGACAUCCCCACCCCCAGCCUUUCUGAUGUGCUGUUGGUUUUUAUGUACUGUAGAUCAUCCUAUCAGUAAACUGAUGAGUGGGUAUAAUUGUUUCCUGAUGAAAUCCAUGCAUGUCCUUAUCCCAAGUGCAAACCCCUCUAGAUAACGGAGUAUUUUGAAGUUUUGCCACUCUCUCAGGCCCAAUCUGAAUUGUUGUUAUAUAUGGUGGUGUGAUCUGAACUUUCCCAUACCUACAUGCCAGGCUGCAAGAAGAAAUCUGGGAAUGGAACAUUGUAGGGCUUCCAUGGUAUUAGAGGAACUGUUGUGCGGGAAUAAAGCGGUGUCCCAACACAAUACAAUCUUUGAAUGAGUUUGGAAGCCAUGCUGUUGGAAUCUGACUGCCUACAUCGGUCGCAGUGGGAGUACAGAAUGAUACGACUCAGUGCCGGUUCUAAAAUAUGAUGCUGGAUGAAUGUAUUGUGUAUGUUUAACAGGUUUCACUGUUGCACUGUAAUAUAUCUUCGUGUAAUUAAAGUUUUUAUUAUUUA